GACUGCAUGGAGGAGGCUGAGGCUCAGAGGAAGAAAGACUCGGGGCACAGGAACAGACUAAAGGACUUGCAACAACCGUUAACAAGCUUUAAACAAACAAAACAAGGCUAGACUACACCAGUGUUGACCCCAGUGGAUUUUUAUUCCCCUUCAUGGAUAUCUCUUACACCACCAGACUUCAGGGAUUGUAACUUUGUCUCUGCUUCCUGUUGUUGUGGUCGUUCUGUUUCUCUCUAGGACCAGUUGGCACUUUUGGAUCCUAGCUGCAGGGCUCCCAGAUGUUAGUUCACCCUUACUCCGCCAUGGAGCGCCGGGAUGGACUGCAGGGGGCCGGAGCCGGCGGCCGACUUUCGCAGCUUUCCUCCCUUAAUCAGGCAGCUGCCUACAGUUCGGCUCCACCGCUAUGCCAUACGCCUGCAGCCGAUUUCCAGCCACCCUACUUCCCCCCACCCUACCCGCAGGCCGCACUGUCCUAUUCCCAGGGCCAGGAUGGUGGAUACCCGCACCUGAGUGACCCAUACUCCAGCAUCAACCCUAUCCACCAGCAUCAACAACAGCACGCCUGGCACUCACAGCGGACCCGUCAGGAGGAGGCAGCAGGGCUGCUGGGCCAGUCUCAUCGGGCACUGAGUCUUGACCACAGACGGGAGUACCCCACAGUGCCUCAUCUCUUGCACGGCCUCGGGGACGGGGGACAUGGGCUGGGCGAGGGUUCCUUGACACUUCACAGCAUCGGAGGACAUCAUACGAUUGAUGACAUGCAGGUUGUAGAUGAAACUUCCAUGAGUUUGCUAGAUCAGUCUGUCAUCAAGAAAGAAAAUCUUCCCAUGCAUAAGCAACAAAGAACCUUUUUCGGAGUAAAAUAUCCACUGGCAUUGCCAGUUCCCUCCAAAGCAAAUGGUACCACAAUAUCUUCCCUAUCUAUAAACAAAGAUGGCCUAAUAGGCGGGGUGACAAACCCAAAUGAGGUGUUUUGUUCUGUCCCUGGGCGCCUCUCCCUCCUAAGUUCUACAUCCAAGUACAAAGUGACUGUUGGUGAAGUGCAGAGAAGAUUGUCCCCACCAGAAUGUCUCAAUGCCUCCCUUCUGGGAGGAGUAUUAAGGAGGGCAAAAUCCAAAAAUGGUGGAAGGUGUUUACGAGAGAGGUUGGAAAAAAUAGGGUUAAAUUUACCAGCAGGGAGACGCAAAGCAGCAAACGUCACUUUACUCACAUCCCUUGUAGAAGGGGAAGCUGUGCACUUAGCUCGAGAUUUUGGCUAUGUAUGUGAAACAGAAUUCCCAGCAAAAGCAGCAGCGGAAUACCUAAGUCGUCAACAUUCUGACCCUAGUGAACUGCAUACCAGGAAAAACAUGCUUCUGGCUACCAAACAGAUUUGCAAAGAAUUUUCUGACUUGUUAGUGCAGGAUCGAUCACCGAUAGGGAGCAGCCGUCCAACAACAGUACUGGAUCCAGCCGUACAAAGUUGUUUGACCCAUUUCAGCCUGAUAACACAUGGGUUUGGAAGUCCUGCAAUCAGUGCAGCACUCACCGCCUUCCAGAACUACCUGGUUGAGUCACUAAAAGGGCUUGACAAAAUGUUCAUGACUAGCACAGGAAAUGGGCACGCUACUGGAGAACCAGGGACAAAAUCAGAAAAGGAUAUCAAACAUCGAAAAUAACCAAAACCCUUUGUAGAUCAAAACUGCAAAUACAAGAGAGAAAAAAAUGCAGGUAUUGAAAAUCAAAAUAAAAGAUAUAUAAUUGCAGACUACCAAGUUUUAUAACGUGCAAUUUCACUUGGGAUGAAACUAAAAGCAAAAAGGUACAGAUUCAAAAGUAACCCCCAUGAAAAAGUAAAAUAGAAACAAGUCCCUCAGCAAUGUGAACUCAGUAACUAUGAACUCGGUAAACAACCUGAGACAGAGUAAACAUGUUUUUACCUUUACGGAAAUUAUGCUGUAAAUUAAAGAUAAAAACUCAAAAUGCACUGGUUUAACUUCAAAGCAAAAGGCACAUCUUUUAGCUCAAUCCCAGGAAAUAGUCUUCAUCUUAAAAAAAUAAUAAUAUAGAUGAAAGGUGAAGCUGUGCAAAGGAAGCAAAUAUGGUGGUAUAGUUUCCCUUUCUGAUGGUACGUGAUUUUCAUGGAUGCCUUAUAGAACGGAUGAGUGUGGAUAUAACUCUGACAUCUGUGGAGUUUGGAAAAUGGGACAGUUUAUCACAAAUUAUGUUUCCACACAAAUGAUGACUGUAUCCUCUGUUGAACCUAAUCCUGGGUGAGAACUGCCAUCAUGACAGCACAGGGUUUGAUAAGCACAAGGUGAAGAACAUUAACAGGCCAAACUGAACUGAACUGUUCUAAAUCUGUAUAUAUUUAUUUAUGUGUAAUUAAAUCUGAAAGUUUUAACAUGUCCAGUGUGAGUUAUUUAUAUCAAAUUCAGUUGAGACUUGGAAUCUGUAAAUCUCUGGAUUAUUUCCUUCCUUUUUAUUAAACAUUUAAAUGAGUUUCAGGUACAAAAGAUACAGUAACAUUGGCUGUAGGGUAUCACAACAUGUUGUUUUUCCAACAUUUUGUACUUGUUGUUUCUCUUAUAAUUGCAAUAGCUGUAUAAUACAAGAAAAAAUGUCAUUUUCAUGGUCAUAAUAAACCUCUUUUUAUUUUAACAAUUGAAAAA
Protopterus annectens (West African lungfish) is the source of this 2651-nucleotide messenger RNA. RefSeq names its product transcription factor AP-2 epsilon (gene TFAP2E). Gene Ontology annotation, biological process: regulation of transcription by RNA polymerase II; regulation of cell population proliferation; anatomical structure development. Gene Ontology annotation, cellular component: nucleus. Lineage: Eukaryota; Metazoa; Chordata; Ceratodontiformes; Protopteridae. Gene Ontology annotation, molecular function: RNA polymerase II transcription regulatory region sequence-specific DNA binding; DNA-binding transcription factor activity, RNA polymerase II-specific. The transcript is spliced from 8 exons. The coding region runs from base 279 to 1658 and encodes 459 amino acids. The record is from RefSeq and is a predicted model, not a curated record.